AUGGUCAAAAAAUCCACCAGGCAGACGUGGCUUUUGGAAGAAGCCUACAUCAUGAAGGAUCCUUUCACCCCUGACAAGUUCCUCAUCGCUGGGUCUCAUUGCAGUUUGUGUAGCAGAGCAGUGUGUAUUGCCACCGACCGUAGUCUGUUCUACUCCAAAAGUUUCUGCCUCCCCUGUGUGAAGGAAAACCUGAAGUUCUUUCCUUUAGAAAUACAAGAAGACAUGGAUAAAAGGAAGCCCCAGCAGAAAUCCUGAAAAAAAAACCCCAACAAAAAAUGAUACAAAGCAUUAAUCUUGAAGGACCAAGAGAGACAUUUCUUUGGCUGGGGUUUCUCCUCUCUCUGCUUGGAGACUAUCAUGUUGCUCCUUUUAAAGAAGUGACCUUCAUCAGCUCACUACUACCGGAGAGAGCAGCACAUUUCCUUGCCCUUGGCUUGGGUUCAGACAUCCCCGUGCAGCUCCGGCCGCGCCAGGGAGCGGCUCCGAGGUGCUGAGGGGCCAGAAAGGAAGGCAGGCAAGCCUGCUGUCACCAUGAAAUGCUUGCAGAAAGAAACCAAACAGCACAGAGCACAGGAACCACGUUCAGAUUUUCAAAUUUGCUAUUUUAGUGCUUUGUGUUGUCCUUGACACUCCUAUGGUGUUACGAAAUUCCGAAAUAGGUUGAUCUGGCUUAAUUCAGUAUAUACGCAAGAAAAUCAGCGUACACCAAUUGUUAAUCUGGCAGUGCUGUCUUGGUAAGAUUACAUUAGGCAGGGAAUUUAAAGCUUUAUUUUUAAGUCUAAAAUAAAAGUGCUCUGAGAAAAUGCCACAAAUAUAAUACCUACAUUUUUCAAUAUGGUAAUCUUAAUGCUCUCACAGCACUGAGACUUGAGAUUUUGAAGGUUGGUGCUCCUGCAAUCAAUAAAAGUAUUUACAAGUCCCUUGCACUUGCAGUCACAUAUAACAAUAUCAAUAUUCUUAGAUCAAACCCACAUGUAAUUUAAAUCUCCAGUAAAAGAAGGAUAAUAAAGCUGAUUAAACCUAAAUACAAAAAUUAUAUGCAACUGAUUAUCAGGAGAGCCCUUGGGCCAUAAGCAAGCACAGAUACCAUGCUCCACCUUACAUUCCAACACUUUUCACUUGACCUUCCAGUCUGUGUCAGCACAGCAACUGGAGAGGACCCUGAAUACAUUUGGCUUAUGCAUUACAACAAAGAUGACUUCCUUCUCACUUUCAAAGCAGUUAAUCUGGAAAUAGAAGAGUUCCAUUAAUACACUCAAUUCUUUC
Hirundo rustica (Barn swallow) is the source of this 1266-nucleotide messenger RNA. It is a transcript of the gene CDPF1, whose product is annotated as cysteine rich DPF motif domain containing 1. The record is from RefSeq and is a predicted model, not a curated record. NCBI's taxonomy places the organism in Eukaryota, Metazoa, Chordata, Aves, Passeriformes, Hirundinidae. The coding region runs from base 1 to 255 and encodes 84 amino acids. The transcript is spliced from 3 exons.